Messenger RNA from Paramecium tetraurelia, 663 nucleotides. RefSeq lists its product as uncharacterized. The record is from RefSeq and is a predicted model, not a curated record. Lineage: Eukaryota; Ciliophora; Oligohymenophorea; Peniculida; Parameciidae. The transcript has a single exon.
AUGGCACUUCAUGUUAAGAUUAUAAGUCAACAUGCGAAUAGUAUUUAGGAACAACUGAAUCUUGUACUUAUUCUGUAAAUGGAAAAUGCUACCUCUAUAAUUCAAAGCACUUGUAUUACUAUUUUAAAUGUUUCUACCGAUUGUGCUAAGAUUACAGGUGUAUCAUUAACUUAUGAAAUUUGUUAAUCAUAUAAUUUGGGAUGCAGUGUUAAUAGAGCCAAAACUGCUUGUGUUUAAAAAGCAGCAUAAUGUUCUGGAUAUUCAACUGCAAUGACAGGUUGCUAUCAAGCAGGAGAAGGAUUAUGUAUUGCAUCCACUAGUAAUGAUUCAGCAUGUGUGCCUGCCUCAAGUUCAUCUACUUGUGAAACAGUAUUUUUAGGAACAGGCAAUUAUACUCAUGAUAAUUGUAGUGCAAUCAAAGCUGGAUGUACUGUAAAUGGAAGUACAGGAUGUAUGGCUAGAACUUGUGCAAAUGCCACAGGUUUUACAUUUAAUCAUGAUAAUUGUUAUUCUUGGUUGAAAACUUGUACAGUAAAUUAGACUAAUAAUGGUUGCACUAUCAUGACUGCAAAAUGUUCAGAUUAAUCAUCUACUUAAUGUCUAAAUGCAAUAGAGGGAGUGUGUCUUAGUGUUUAAUUCUAUUUGUAUUAGAAAAGGAUGUGA